AAGCCGAGCGGAGCCGGAGGAGGAGGAGGAGCAGCCGCCAGGCCCCGCCGCCCCAGCUUCGGCCAGCCCCGCAGCGCCAGGAGGGAACUUGCCCGGAGCGCCGCGCUCCGCCCGCUUGGCCGCCCGCAGCGCGCAGGGAACCCAGGCAGCGGCGGAGCGAGGAGAGGAGAGGAGGGCAGCUCGCCGCAGUCUCGGUCCGGGGGCUGGAGGAAGCCGAGCCGCCGCCUGCCUCCUGCCUGGCCACCCCGCGAUAAUCGCUAGCAGUAUGAUAGUCAUCUCUGUUGCUGUAAACAUGACUUGACAUUAUGACCACUGCAUUCAUGGGCUUUGGGUGAUCCACUAAAUCAUGGAGCUGAAAGUAUGGGUAGAUGGUGUCCAAAGGAUUGUUUGUGGCGUCACGGAAGUUACAACAUGCCAGGAAGUUGUGAUAGCGCUUGCUCAGGCUAUUGGUCGUACAGGAAGGUACACCUUGAUAGAAAAAUGGAGAGAUACUGAGAGACAUCUUGCACCUCAUGAAAACCCCAUAAUUUCCUUAAACAAAUGGGGGCAAUAUGCUAGUGACGUGCAGUUAGUAUUACGGCGCACAGGGCCAUCCCUCAGUGAGAGGCCAACCUCAGAUAGCGUUGCUCGGAUACCUGAAAGAACUUUGUACCGGCAGAGUUUACCCCCUCUGGCCAAGUUGCGACCUCAGAAUGACAAGGAAAUAAAAAGAAGGGAGCCAAAAAGGAAAUCUUUGACUUUCACUGGAGGGGCAAAAGGAUUAAUGGACAUAUUUGGCAAAGGUAAAGAAUCAGAGUUCAAGCCAAAAGUUCUCAACUGCAAGACUACCAUUGAUGAGUUGAAGAAACUGAUUCAUCUCCAGACAGAGAAGCUUCAGUCAAUUGAGAAACAUCUGAACUCUAACAAUGCUGAGAUCCAGUAUUGGGAGCAGAGAUACAGUUACAGCCUAGAAGAUGACAUUGUCAAACUGGAGCAGAAGAUUAAAAGGAAUGAGGUGGAAAUUGAGGAGGAGGAGUUCUGGGAAAAUGAACUCCAGAUUGAGCAAGAGAAUGAGAAGCAACUGAAAGAGCAGCUCCAGGAAAUCCGGCAAAGAAUCGUGGACUGUGAGAGCAAGCUGAAGGAAUAUGUGGCCCAGAUUCAAGGCAUGGAAAGCAGCCUGGAGGCAGAAAAGUUACAUCGGGAAGUGCAGGAGUCAAAAGUCAAUGAAAAAGAAGUCAAAGAGAAGAUCGGCAAAGUAAAAGGGGAAAUUGAUAUUCAGGGGCAGCAAAGCCUUCGACUGGACAAUGGAAUUAAAGCUGUGGAAAGGUCUCUGGGCCAGGCUGCCAAACGGCUGCAGGACAGAGAACAAGAGCUCGAGCAGCUGACCAAAGAACUGCGGCAAGUGAAUCUCCAGCAAUUUAUCCAGCAAACAGGGACCAAGGUCACUGUGCUGCCUGCAGAACCCUCCGAAUUGGAGGCUUCACACACAGAGCUCGAGAGAGAAGCACCAUUUCAGUCUGGAAGCCUGAAGCGCCCCAGUUCAUCAAGACAGCUUCCCAGCAAUCUUCGGAUCCUGCAGAAUCCACUGUCAUCUGGUUUUAAUCCAGAAGGCAUUUAUGUAUAAUACUAUAUACCUCUUUUGGAGAGGACCUAUGAAGGUACCACAGACCAUGUACCCUUCCCUCCUAUUGCUUCUGUUCUUCUAGUGAUAUAUGGAGAGAUGGGGAAAAAACCCUUCCUUUUAGAAGCCGCCAAGUUGUUGGUGUGUUUAUUUUUAAGCAGAUCUACAGCAGGCUUGGAAUCCUGCCCCAUGCACUGAACGAACAAUGAUGAUAAAGAACAAAAUGAACCAUGGAGCAUGCUUGUUUAGCAGUGUUUCAAAGGCCGCUGAACUGAAAUUACGCAAAUAACGUCCACUUUUUGUUGCCAUUUCUGAUGCAUUUAGAGAAGUAUUAUUCCUUAGCUGGCAUAAAUGACUGAUACCGAGUGCAAGAAACUCUCCAGGCAAAUGAAUUAGGAUUUAAUUUAUUCCAUUGAACUGGAGGAUGUGCAUAUGUUGACAUGUAAGGCUUUGCUCCUGCACUUCUUGGCAAAAAGUAGAACUGAUGGUAUAGCCUAAUCCAAGACUGCUGUCUAAAACACCAUGCCUUGUGAUGAUCCAUACAGAGAGGGAUCCUAGGGCCGCAUUGGGCUCCAUCAGAUUGCAAGUUGUCCUACUGUCUCUUCAUGUUGCUGGCCGCCCCUGGAAGGGGCAGAGAAACGCACACCAUGAACAUACCACAGCAUGGGUUAAAUGAUCUGAUGCACUGUGGGGAAAUGAGGAGAAUUCAUCACAGGCUGGCCAUUCUUCAGCAGCAGUCUUGUGUUGGGUGUAAUGCAUAGUUCUGCCUUAAUGUCCAUAUUUGCAGUCUGAAGUUGCAUGUGUGUCUGGGUGCUUGUGUGUGAAUCUGAACAUACAGGAAUGAAUAUGACCACAGAGUGAUAAAUUGCUAUGAUUCACAAUGGCAGGAUGCUGUUGAGAGGAAAGAUGUUGAGUCUCUUUUUAUUGUUGAAAGGCCUCUAAUAUUUUUGUUAUGUUGCCAGUAAUGUCAUACAGCCAUUGCAGGACUUUUAUAAGCUUACUUUAUCGUAUAAGCUCCACAAGAUUUAACCUUCACCUAGUAAGGUUCUGUUCAGUAUAUGAGGAUCUUUGAGUCCGAUGAUGUUUUAUUAUAUGGAGUGUGUAUCUGAGCUGCUUUGACAUAUUAAGGAUGCUUGCUGAGGAACAAAAAUGUUACUGAGAUAUCUUCAGUCAAAUGUCUUGCCAAAGGAAAUUGUCACACGGUUAUUGUUUUUUGUCCUGGGUUGUGUUGCUAACACUUGUAUUCUUCUAUUGUAAUAAUCCAGUUUAAUCCUUCCCUCUACGGUUUGCGAGUCACCCAAGCCCUUUUUUGUGGCCUCCCAGGGGUUUGACAACAGGGCUGCUUCUGCCAUCCAGGGCAAACAGUGAAAACAGAUGAUUGGGCCCCUUCAUAGGCCAAUAUAGAGGGCUCAACCAUGAUUCCCAGAGCGAAGGGUAGGCAAAGAGAAUCACAGAUGGUGCUUAUGUGGCCAAAUGAUUUGUUCACAGAACUAAAGGAGGGGAGGGAGGGAGGGGGGGGGGAGAGAGAGAGAGAGAAUAUGUAUGGAGCGAGUGAAAGUUCUGUAUGCAAGAUUAUUUCUAAAACAGUGUUUUAUAAUAGGAAGAAAUUGACCCAUUUUAAUAAUGGAGCUCAUUUGAUUAUUAAAGAUACUUUGUCACCAAAUGCAACCCAAAAUAACUGAGUAUCUCUAGAGAAAAGAAAAUGAUUGCAUGCCAGCAGAGAUAGAAAUAAGUGCAUGUAAAUCACUGUCCAUGCCAAGUUUUGUUUCUGUAAUUGCAUCUCCAGUGGUUGGACUCCUUUAUAAUACUUUCAAGAUCACAAGUGAUUUCAGUGUGCACAGUAUUACAAACUCAUUCCGAAUCUAGGCCUCCCCUCCCCUGAUGCAUUUAAUGUGCCUGGACCACACUUUCAUUCACCAGAUAUAGAUCUGGUUUACCGGUAUCCGAUAUACAUCUGGAUACCGUUUACAUGCCCUGUGACCUCAGCAAGGCAACCUCCACAUUUGGGGCAGAAUUUAAGGCUGGUCCUAUGAACAACUUUUGGUGCUGAAUGGAUAAACUUGCAAACAACAGUCCAGAGACAAGAGAGUCAAUCCUAACAACCCACAAUAACCUUUUAAUGAUCAGUGUCCUCUGAAACCCAUGCUGAUUCUGGAAUAAGCACAUGCUGUUUUGACUCAAAGGUUGGGUGAAUUUUCCAGUGUAAAAUGUAUGAAUAUAUUCUAGCCAAAAAGCAUAAUACAGAUGCCUUGAGUUUAUAAAGAUGUUUAAACAUCCCAUUCUUUCGAGGAGGGGGGUUGGAGGGAACCUUUUCUUUAUUUGAAUCUGACCUUGUUUGAACCAGUUCAGUAUCAUGAUGAUGCAUGGUGCAUUCCCCAGGAGAGGGGAUGCUUAAAAAGGGAUAGAAGAAGAGAACCCUCUUAACUGCCUACACUUUUUCCAGUAUUUGUAUUGGUCUCAUAGAAAUUGGACAUGAGUGCACAGUCGAAUGUUUAUUUCAGUGGAAGAUUAACAUGCUUGUGUUUUUCUUGAUUAAGCACAUUAGAUUUAAUACAUCCCACACAGAUUUUCUACUCUUAAGCCAUUGUUUCAGUGCUUUGCAAGACUGGGUUUGUGGACCAGGCUGUCUCCAGAAGUCAAUAUCUAAAAUGUAAGAUUUGUAUAUUUGCAAAGCUCAAAAGCGAAGGUGGUAUCUCUGUAAUCAUUCUCUUAAAUACAUAAAGGAUAUGAUGUAGAAUACCAAGUUGGACUUGUUUAUUUGCAGAUAAAAAUGGAAAACGGGCUUCUAUUAAAUUUUGGAGAUGCUGAUUCUGUUCACAGCCGUACUCUAAUAAGACACACAGAAUCUGCAAAAUGCACGGAAGUGUUAUUUUUAGUUUUCACUGCACAUGUCAUAUUUCUAACAUAACUUUGACAGUGUAAAUCCCUAGUUCAAAGAGUCCAUAGAAAAUUGUGGAUUUGUUCCUCUUUCGCUCUGUUUGGAAUAUUCAAAACAUUCACAACAAUAGGAGAAAAGAGACAUGAGAUUGUAUAUGGGUGCCAAAUUGCUUGAGCAUGUAUUCCUUUCUUGGUGACUCUGUUGUCAAGGCACAUUUCCUUUAUUUACAUGCAAGCCCACGUUUGCAUGCAGUGUCACACCACUAUCAUACAGUUAAAAUGAAUUCACUUAGCACCUUCCCCCUAAUACAUGUGCCAAUAAGCCCAUAAAGUAUUCUAGCAGAUGUGUUCCCUUGUUACAAAAUAUAUUCCUGAAAUAUGAAAACGUAAUAAAGAAAUAAAAGAAAUGGGGCAUUGUCUCUUAUAUCACAUGAUCAAACAGGAUUGACAUAAUUGAGUUGUAAUUGUGCAGGGAAGGACCUCUGAGCAGAUUUUCACAACCAGCUUCAUCCAUAGCUUCUAAGCAGAGUACAGAUUGUUUGCACAGAUAGAACUGCUGUUAUGGAAUUUGGGGUCAUGUGAGGAUAUUCAGUAUUAAUUAUGAUUCAUUAGACUAUGUGCACCAUCCAAAAGCAGACUUUAAAAAAAUUAUUCCAUGUAUAGUAAGGUGUAUUAUUUUAAGACUGCUCUUUCUAUUCCUAAGUUUUAAGCUUGCAUCUUUUGUCAGAUUCUCCAUCCAUACACGCCAGGUUUCUUAAAGAGGUUGAAGAAAUGCAAGCAACUCACACACCCUCUGAAAAGAAUCUCCAAUGUAGACAUUUGUUCCCAGUUUAUGCAUGCAGAUGUCUGGAUUUUGCCUUUCAAGCAAGUCCCAUUGACAGUAGUUGAUACCGUUUUUUGCCACUGGUUGGAAACAAAAGGGCCUGAAGACAUCCUACUAUUUAUCCAAUUUGACCCAUGGCCCUCAUUUUGAUAGCAUCUCCAGUCUUUAUAAUAUUGGCUAGGAGGGAGGAAGAGAGAAGUUGGCUGCAUUUACUGUUUUCAGACCUCAGAUGUUUGAGGAAGGAUGAGAAGGUAUUCCAGCAGGAGAAUGUGACUAUUCCCCUUUCUACCGUCUACUUUUUUUCAAGGAAGUAUGCCAUAUUUGGAGAUCCAUUGCUCAAAAAGAUCUUGGUUCUUCAUGUGCCUGAGAACAUUGGAUUUCUUGGAGAAUAUGAGUUAUGGGGGAGAAGCUAGCCAAAAAGCAGUUUAUCCUACAUCCUCAAUAGAAUUGGCAACAUCUCAGGCCUUGGCUUGUACUCUCUGAAGUCAAGGUCUUAGACACCAAGCCUAGAUCACGCCCCAAUUCCUCUAAAGCACCUGCAGGGUUUCUCAGCAUAUCAAUCUGUAUGGAGAGGUGCCCACCUCUCAACAACCCAAGAACAAAGACUGUCAUUCAUAUGAAAUUCACCACUUGCACAUUGUUAAACAUUUCCCAAGAGUUAGUGAUAUAGUUUGAGACACGCAGUCCUUGUUUGUUGGAUGAGAUUUGUGCCUUCAGAUAGACGUUGGGCUGAUGAAUUUGAAAAACACAAGACUUUUACUUGAAGUGAGUGUUGCUUUUCUUUUUAGAACACUUUCUACAUUUUGUAAGUCACCUGAUGGGUCAUAAUUCCAGCAAGGUGUCAGUAGAUUUCUGGCAGAAAUGCAACCAAGUUUCCACAUCCUUGAGGCAUGUACUGCUAAGGCAAACACACCCUCCUAUAUUGUGUAUGUAAGGGAAUGAGAACUACUGUAGUCAGUGCAAGCAGGCCUUGCUGAUGUCCUGUUCUCUUGUCUUUGCCAACCUUGAUGAACAGGCCAUACAAGAGUCAGAAUUUACCUGCCUGUGCCUAGUUCUUAUUAAAGGUAAUGGGCUGGAUCCAGCACAACACAAUUUUCACACGUGCAAGUUGGCAGAGCUUAACGACUUCCUCCUCCUAGGCCAUCUCAAAAUGAACCCCUAAAUCCUGUUCCUCAAGGUCCCCUUUCCCCUAAGACCGGGAUUAUUGGGGGGAGGGGUCAGGCUGCUGCAGGAGGGAAAAGCUGAGAAAAUCACAUUUGGCGGGUGCAAAUCUUUGACUAGCGGAAAUACUGUCCUGAAUGCAGCCCACCAUCUGCAAUAGGUAAUAGCAUUCAAAUUGAGAUCUGUGUGAAUCAGCCCAGAAUGACUUUGUUUGUGUGUGGAUGUAUUUUUAAAGCAAGGGGGGGCGCUAAUUCAAAGCACUUGGGGACCUGCAAAUACAUUCAGACAAGAUGUAGAAGAUAUUUUAUUUGUAAUAGGCUUGAGAAAAAGACUGACCAUUAUUCAUUGGUCUCCUCUGAGAGCCAGCCAUAGUGUGAUGACACCCUUGUAUCUCCCACAGGGAAGUCACUGUCAUUUUAAACUGAUUUAAAAAUGCUGUGAAGGCCUCAUCCUGAUUGCAUCCUCAGCCUGAUUGGAACCUCAUUGGGUUAUGGUGCUGGUCUCUUCUGCUAAUGCAGCUUUUCAAGCACUGGAACGGCCACAGCCAGAGGUAUUUUAGCACUUGCAAAGGUACCCGAUUAAGAUCAGGCCCUUGUGGCAUUUUUAAAAUCCCUUUGAAACGACGGCAUCCCUGUGACCAUUCAGAUGCUGUGGUCUCCAGUUUGGCUCUGAUGUAUUUUAUGUUAUUACUUUGGUUUGCAUGUAUUUCAAGUACAGCUGAAUUUUGCAAGAGGACACGAUAAACUUGAAGUAUGAGAAGGUUUAGUUUGGUUCAACAGUUCAUAGCUUGUGGGCACAUAUUACAUGUUUAUAAUGAUGCUGGAAAUAUACAGGUUCCCAGUAUUCUGUACCUUGUGUGAAUUGGGCCUUAAUAACCAUAUGUAAAUAACCAAACUGUAUUCAGAUUUAUUUUCCAUUAUUGAAUAGUUCUGCGCUGUAUUUUUAACAAAAUGUCAGAAGUGUUUCUUUUAUAUUCUAGCAAUUUUUUAGCCAUUGAUUCAUGCACAUUUAUUCUAUUUGUUACAGUAUUUGGAUGUUUUGGAUGAAGGCCAUCUGUUGUAUGGAGAUGACAAAACAAACCAUUCUGUCAGUUUAUUUAUUCAGUAUUUUGCUGCUUUUCUCUUUUUUAAAAUAAAGUUUCCAUUGCCAAUACACUACAAUCGAAAA
Molecule: messenger RNA, 7628 nt
Organism: Sphaerodactylus townsendi
Lineage: Eukaryota; Metazoa; Chordata; Lepidosauria; Squamata; Sphaerodactylidae
Gene: RASSF8
Product: Ras association domain family member 8
Exons: 5
Coding region: 347-1603 (418 amino acids)
Biological process (GO): signal transduction
Source: RefSeq, a predicted model, not a curated record